AGUGAAUGAUCCACGCUGACACGCUCUACACUUGUCCCAAAAGAUGCAAAUACUGAUGCUGCCGGGAGCUCGUACCGGAAUUGCACCACCGUCGUUGGCGGCAGCACAACCUUCACCGUUAUUAUUACACCGACCUCUCUCCGCCCUCAAUUUUGUCUCUUCAGUCACCUCGUCUACUCAGCGAUGUCUUUCUUUAACUUCAUCAUCGUCUCAGUUCUCGCUUCACAGUUAUCGACGUCGAAUCAGAAAACCUAAUAAACUUACUUCAGCUCCCAUAUCCGCCGCCUACGUUCCACCCAAUUAUGAAUCCGAUAAGUCAAAAUUCGCUCAGGUUUCAAAGAAAUUGGAGAAUACUUCAAGGUAUUUCAAGAGGUUGGGUAGCUUGGGAUUUUGGGGACAGCUGGCAUGUACAACAGUAGCUGCAGCCAUCCUUUCAUUUUCUGUUGUUAUUACCGGAAAGAUCUCUUCACCAGUUACAUUUUAUGCUACUGCUGGUGGUAUUGCGGCUGCUUUCCUCUCCGUGUUUUGGUCAUUUGGCUAUAUUCGUCUUUCUGAUAGGCUUCGGAAAACUGCCAAUGACCCUUCGAAGGCACCUCCUCGUGCUGAUGUCGUAAAAGGCUUGAAAAAUGGCAUUGUUUUAAACCUUCUGGGCAUGGGUGCUGCUAUUCUCGGGAUGCAAGCGACUGUUGGAACACUGGUGGCUAAGGCUCUGACUACCUCAGCCAAUCCUCUGUACCGGAGUGGGAGCAGCCCCAUCCUUGCAUUGGACGUUUUCUUAGUACAGGCAUCUGCGAACACCAUCCUAUCACAUUUCUUAGGACUUGUGUUCUCACUUGAACUACUGCGGUCAGUCACGAUACCACCUUCAGAAAGCAUCCACGUCCCCAAGGUAACAUGACCUCUUCUUCCAUUUUAAGAUUUACUUUGUGUUUUAGAGAUGAAAAACGGAUGGUCAAACAAGCGCCAUAGCUUGUUUCAUGUUUUUUGAGGGGUUGUAGUUUGCAUGUUGAAACUGGAAGUUGUAAUUUAUACAGGCAUCUUAGUCAACUGGGCCAAUCAUUUCUAGUCCUUUAAACAUGAA
Molecule: messenger RNA, 1081 nt
Organism: Cynara cardunculus var. scolymus (artichoke)
Lineage: Eukaryota; Viridiplantae; Streptophyta; Magnoliopsida; Asterales; Asteraceae
Product: protein TIC 21, chloroplastic-like
Exons: 4
Coding region: 44-898 (284 amino acids)
Source: RefSeq, a predicted model, not a curated record